ACUUCUAAAUUUCUGAAGUCACAUUAAAUAGUGAUUUACUGAACGUAAAUUCAAAAGCUUUUUAUAUAUUUAUAUCAUGCAAUAUAAUUUACUAUUUAAUAAUUUUAUUUACAUUCUUCUAGAGUUGUUGUAAUUAUUUUUUUCUUCAACAUCGUUGUGACUUUGUUUACCUUUACCUUUAUGUUUACCUUUAUGCAUUAACAAUUUAAAUUUGUUCAGCGUAUUUUCUAUACAGCGAUGUGGAAUGUUAUUAAUUGCCGUCUAUUACCCAGAACAUUUAAUUUAUUUAUUAUUCGAAGCACGUCGACGAAUAAUUCAUAUGGACUUGAUAAAGUAAAACCAGUACCUGUUCCGGACAUAGUGAGAAAACCAUCACGUCUACCAUUUUUAAAAUCAAUUUAUGCUGGUCAGUAUGAUAUUGAAGUUCUUACAUAUCCAGAAACGCUCAAUCUUGAAAGGCAUAGAGAUUUAGAAUCCAGAGUGCAACAAAUACAAAAUAAUUGCACUAAAAUUGAUACCAUACGACAAUUAGGAUUGUUUGGCAUGAGUGCUCCGUAUCCUACUUCUGGACUCAACCUAACUAUAACUGAAAUUUCUAGAGUCUUUGAACACUUUGAUUGUAAUAUGUUUAAGGUAGUACAUGACCAUACACUUGCUGUUGACAUUAUUAAGUCAUUUGGUACCCCUAAUCAAAGAUCUAAAUAUUUACCAUUAUUAGCAUCUGGCGCUAUUUGCUCUUUACAUGAUAAUACUGUUAAAGCUACAAUACUUCCAAAUCAAAGCUGGGAACUUACAGGUUCUGUAAAAAAUGCAUCAAAUGUAUAUUCACUUUUCAUAGUUGGAAAAAAAGCUUUUAUAGUUGAAAAGGAUAAGGCAUUUGUUGAUGGCCUAAAUUUGGAAUUAAGGCAAGUUGUUGUUUCGUCCGAUGAUGUUUUAGACAAUGUAGAUAUUACAAAAAUUUUGGAAAAAGGUAAAUUAUAUACAUGUUCUUUAAUGAUAAGUGCAAUGAAAAAAGUUGUAGAGUCAACCAUAUUGUAUGUAUUACCAAAAACUAGAUUAAAUCUAAAAUUAAGAGAUUACGAUUCUGUUAUUAAAAUAUUAGCAAACUCAGUUAUAAACAUAUAUACAAUUGAAAGUAUGAUAUAUUUAACCACAUGGAUGACUGAUGGAUUUGAUGAUCCAGAUAUCGAAGUAGAAACAGCUGCGAUACAACUAUUUGCUCGUCAAACAGUUAAUACUAUAUUGGCAGAGUUAAAAAUGUUAUAUGGAAGAAAUUCAGUUAGAGAGCGGUUUUCAUCGUUAUGUAACGAUGUAGAAGAUUUAGUUGAAAGUUUGGAAGAAACUAGUAAAUUAGCCAAUUUUAUAAGUUGUCGGGGUGUAGAAUUUUUCCAUCAAUCGAAAUAUGAAGAUAAUAUUUCAUUCCUUACUCUUGCUUAUAGAAAUCUAAUGAUGAAAAGAGAUACACCAAGUUUAAAAUAUGGUUUACAACAAUACCUACAUCCUGCACUUAUGCAUUCGGCAGAUUUUCUUGAAUAUUGUGUACUGAAAUUUCAAUAUGCUAUUGAUCAGAAUCAGGUUGCUGGUCAACUAAAUAUUGACAAUCAAAUGCUUAUGGAAAGAUUGUCUACCAUAAUCGUACACAUUUAUGCUAUGUCUGCGGUUAUUGGUAGAGCAUCUCGAUCGUAUUGUACUGGAAUCCGUUUUUGUGACUGGGAGAUGAACACUGGAGAAACAGUUGUCAGAGAAUCUCAUGCUUUUCUUAAACCAAUUUUUGAAGAAAUAAUAAGUGGUAAAUAUGUUGCCACAGAUUCAAUCUACGAAACAUUCGCCACCCAAACCGUAUUUAAUAAUAUAAUUAGUAAAUAGACUGCAAUUUAAGAACAUAGUUUUUGCUUUAUUGUAUUUUUAUUUGUCUAAUAAUGUAUAAUACAAAUGUAUGUCUUGAA
Messenger RNA from Sipha flava (yellow sugarcane aphid), 1946 nucleotides. RefSeq names its product acyl-CoA dehydrogenase family member 9, mitochondrial-like. The transcript is spliced from 3 exons. NCBI's taxonomy places the organism in Eukaryota, Metazoa, Arthropoda, Insecta, Hemiptera, Aphididae. The record is from RefSeq and is a predicted model, not a curated record. Gene Ontology annotation, molecular function: acyl-CoA dehydrogenase activity; flavin adenine dinucleotide binding. Bases 238 to 1866 code for a protein of 542 amino acids.